AUGGUUGACAACAUAGAGAAGAAAGUUCUUAUAAGGGAAUUCGAUGAAGACACAGAUAUUGAAGUGGUGGGGAAGCUUGAAAGGAUUUGUGAGAUGGGGUCUAAAACGGGGGUCUCCAUUUUCACUAACAUGAUAGCUAUAAGCUGUGACCCUUUAUGUAGGAUUAGGUUCUACCCCCUUCAUGUCAUUCUGGUAGCUGAGCUGCUUCAAAAUGGGGAGCUUGUCGGCGUGGUUCGAGGAUGCAUUAAGGAUGUCGGGACUGUUCAUGGGGAAGCACAAGUACAUGUGAAGAUGGGUUGCAUUCUAGGCCUUCGAGUCUCUCCUACUCACCGACGGAAGGGAAUCGGAUUGAAACUUGUGAAGUCAGUGGAAGAAUGGCUGCUGAGAAAUGGAGCAGAGUACACAUUGUUAGCAACUGAAAAGAACAAUACAGCCUCUAGGAACCUCUUCACUCUCAAAUGCAAUUAUGUGAACCUUGGUUCAUUAGUCAUAUUUGUUCAGACAAUUGGUUUCCCUGCAAAGAAUCUCUCCCAAGAUAUAAAGAUAGAGAAGUUGCCCAUAGACCAGGCAAUUUCCCUGUACGAAAAGAGGCUUAGAGACAAAAAGGUCUAUCCAACUGACAUUGACACCAUUUUGAAAGAAAAGCUCAGCCUCGGCACGUGGGUAUGCUAUUAUGAAAAAGAGGGUUGGAAUAUCAUGAGCAAGCUGGAAAGAUCAUCAACAAGCUGUAGUGAUCAAGAAACCAGCGCCUCAUCAUGUAUAAAAUCCACAAGCUCUUGGAUGAUUUUUAGCAUGUGGAAUACUCGUGAAGCUUACAAACUUCAGGUAGGAAAGCCCCAUCCACUGUCGACGUUUCUUCAUGCAACAGUACUGAGCCAUGCAAUUACAGAGAAAAUCUGCCCUUGCCUAAGAAGGCCAAUGAGUAGUAGUAGUAGUAGUAGUGAUCAUUCGUUUCAAAGACCAGACGUUGGGUUUCUCUUUCUUUAUGGGCUUCUAGGAGAAGGAGAGAAGCUCGGGGAGCUCAUGAAAUCGGCAUGGAGCUUUGCAUCAAAUGUGGGUCAAAAUGUGAAGGACUGUAAGGUGGUGAUCAUAACCGAGCUGGGGGUCACUGAUCCUCUCAUAAAGCAUAUUCCUCAGGAACCCUCUAUGUCACGCAUCCAUGAUCUCUGGUAUGCCAAAAGAUUGAUUCACAACGAGGACAUAGAUCAUGCAUCAAUUCUUGCCAAGGGACCAGUUGGGAAUGUCUUUGUUGAUCCAAGAGACUUUUAG
Messenger RNA from Juglans regia (Persian walnut), 1269 nucleotides. RefSeq names its product probable N-acetyltransferase HLS1-like. NCBI's taxonomy places the organism in Eukaryota, Viridiplantae, Streptophyta, Magnoliopsida, Fagales, Juglandaceae. The coding region runs from base 1 to 1269 and encodes 422 amino acids. The record is from RefSeq and is a predicted model, not a curated record. Gene Ontology annotation, molecular function: acyltransferase activity, transferring groups other than amino-acyl groups. The transcript is spliced from 3 exons.